AUGAAAUACCCGUUCCUGAGGCCGUUCAAGUGCGAAGAGUGCGGACUGGCCUUUGUCGAGUCCAACAAGCUGACGAUGCAUCGCCGACGCGCGCACGGCUCCGAGGCAGCAGAGCAGCCAAAUGCGGCUUCCGUGGUCAACGACGUCAGUGGCCAAAAGCGGGGCAAGCUCGAGGGCAGCACGGAGAGCCCAGCAAAGCUGCUCAAGGAGAGGGACGUCGCCAUGGCCACGGCG
Molecule: messenger RNA, 234 nt
Organism: Emiliania huxleyi CCMP1516
Lineage: Eukaryota; Haptophyta; Isochrysidales; Noelaerhabdaceae
Exons: 3
Source: RefSeq, a predicted model, not a curated record